Penicillium mononematosum is the source of this 657-nucleotide messenger RNA. RefSeq lists its product as uncharacterized. Bases 1 to 657 code for a protein of 218 amino acids. The transcript has 5 exons. The record is from RefSeq and is a predicted model, not a curated record. NCBI's taxonomy places the organism in Eukaryota, Fungi, Ascomycota, Eurotiomycetes, Eurotiales, Aspergillaceae.
AUGGCAGACAACCAAGCUGCCGAUGAUGCGGGGGGCGAUCGCCUCCCAUUGAGACCUGGGGAAAUCGGCCCAAACAAUGCCCGUAACAGGGCACAGAAGAAACGGCGCCGUGAGGCGCAAGCUGUAAGAGAAGAGGCGGAAAGGCGGCCAUUGACGCCCGGCGGUAUGAACUGGAAAACCAGUUCACCCAUGACAUGGUGCCAUGCUUGCCGACGCUCUGGGCCGAACGAUGGCCCGGCAGAUAACAAUGCUCCCGCCCCCGCACCCGCGGCCCUGUGCCGCUCUAUGAGGACGGCCGGGCAUGAAGUGAACAGACAGGCGCAAGCUGAAAGAGAAGAGGCCGAGGCCAUGGACGCCCGGCAUCGUGAGCUGAAGAACCACGUUGCUGCGGUACAGAGCAUAGCCGCCUUCGUUGGCGGCUUCCGAUUUCUUGCGGAAAUGCUUGCAGAGAUGGCAAAAAUAAACGACAAGAUCAAGAAAUUCGAAGCUCAUUGCCAGAGCUAUCUAGAUCUUUGGCAAAGGGCAGCUCACGUUGUCAGUGCAGGCGGUGCUGCUACGCCCGUCGUCGGCGUUACUAGUCGUGGUGCGCCUAUCGUCGGUGCCGCUGAUCGCGUGGUGCCCAACAAUGCCCCGGCAGCACCCCGAUGCCGACAAUGA